Capsicum annuum is the source of this 2921-nucleotide messenger RNA. RefSeq lists its product as uncharacterized. The record is from RefSeq and is a predicted model, not a curated record. Lineage: Eukaryota; Viridiplantae; Streptophyta; Magnoliopsida; Solanales; Solanaceae. Gene Ontology annotation, cellular component: mitochondrial outer membrane. Gene Ontology annotation, molecular function: ATP hydrolysis activity; ATP binding.
AUGGUAUCACCAAAACAACCGACUGGUUCCUUACCGUCUACCGGAAACAAGAGGCCAUCAUCUUCAUCUGAUGAUGUACCUCCAUUUUCGAAGCAUCCAGACGUGGAUGAUGCACCUCCUUCUGUGAAGCGUCUAAAGGAGUUACACUCAACUGAUCAACCAGAACUUGAAGCUGGCAACGUAGCUGACCAAAAAGUUAACGACAUAGCUGAUGAAAAGGCUGAGGCCGCGGCUAACAACCCAACAGUAGAGGUUAAUAAGACUUUUUUGGCGGUUGGUGCGAACAAAGACACUCCUGCUGCUGUGAUGACUGCGAACCAAGACACUCCUGCUGCUGCGAUGACGUGCUUUAUAUGGCUUGUAGAUGUAGUGCUCUACAUUUGGACUGCCUUGACUUUCCUGAUUGUUCAACAGUUUAAGUCUCAUCAAGGCAAGUGGGUGGCUUUGCUUGAUAGAAAAGGAAGCGGCCAUGUGCAAGUCAAUGGAAAGACCAUCAGCAAAUAUUAUUUUUGCUUUCUCAAUUCAGGCGAUGAAGUUGUCUUAAGUCAAGCAGAAAAUAAUGUUUACAUUGUUCAGUUACUAUUGGAGUCGCCAUCAGAUGUUGGGACCAGUUCCGGAAAAGGAAAACUGUUGAAUAUCGAAAACCAGGUAGAAGAUGCUUUAGCUAUUGCUCGUGCUUUUGAUUUGUCGGUAUUUCCAAACCCAUGUCGAGAUCUAUUUUCCUUGAAACCGACAUCUCAGCUUGAUGGCCUUGAAUUAGAAUCAGCUGCAAAUAUCGGCAGCAAUAAUGCUGCUGAUUUUGAAUUAUCCAUUGGUACAGGAUUAAUGCUUGCUUCAACUUCAGAGAUGUCUUCAAAAUCUGCUGCAGUUAUUGAAAAACUUUAUGCUGCAAUCAUUGACGGACAAAAUAUAGAAGUAUCAUUCGAUGACUUUCCGUAUUACUUAAGUCUCCUCAUGGUAGCUGCAGGAUUUGUAUCUAUUUACAAAGCUGCUUUGCUAUCACUGAAGAUGUUUGCUUUAUUCUGUCCGAAUCUAACAAGAGUAGAUGAUAGCUUAACAAUGAGCUUCCUGCAGUCAACCCAAGAAUUUUGCUUUCUAGUCCUGCAGGAUCAGAAAUAUAUCCAGGAGAUUCUGGUGAAGGCACUUGCACAUUUUUAUGGAGCCAAAUUGCUCAUUUUUGAUAGCGAAACUUUUAGACUAUCUGUGAAGGAUGCUGAGCCAAUCGAAGGCACUGAAGCAUCAUCUAGCCCAACUGCUAAUGACAGUAUAUCCUCUUUAGCCGGGCCAUCAAAAAACACCAUCUUUAUGACAGGUAUUGACUGCCCUUUGCCAGUGAAUUGUACUUUAUCUCCUGUACCACAUCUUGUUCUGCAACCGCCCAUUCAUAUGUUUUCGGGCCCAGCAUUUGGAACUAGAGGGAAGAUUGUAUUGUCUUUCAAAGAUAGUCCAUCGGCAAAGGUUGGCGUCCAAUUUGAUAAACCCAUCCCAUGUGGCAUUAAUUUAGGUGGUCUUUGCGAAGAUGCUCACGGAUUCUUUUGCAAAGUCGAUGAACUGCGCUUAGAAGGCACUGGACAGGAUGAUCUGGAAAAUUUACUAGUUAACACAUUGUUUGAGUCACAACCUAAAGGAUCUCUCUUCACCAAAUUGGGCAGCACUUUAUAUGAGCUCGCCUUCCCGGAUAGUUUUGGGAAGAUGCAAGACAAGGGGAAACAGGUUGCAAGCACAAAUAAAUUUUUGACAAAACUUUUCCCAAAUAAAGUGGUUAUCUACAUGCCGCAGGAUGAAGCACUUCUGUCUACUUGGAAACAACAACUGGAUCAAGAUGCUGAAACCCUAACAGUGAGAAAUUUUAAUAGCUUGAAAACAGUUCUAAGCCGGAUUGGGUUAGAAUGCAACGGACUCGAGACAUUGUGCAUCAAAGACCAUAAUUUUUCUGUUAAAAGUGCAGAGAAGGUUGUUGGAUGGGCGUUGAGCCAUCAUUUGAUGCGGAACACUCAAGCAGAUGUUGACAUGAGGCUUGUCUUAUCUCCCGUUAGCAUUCGGUAUGAGUUGGAACUCUUACAAGCAAAGCAAAAUGAUACCAAGAGCUUGAAGAAGUCACUCAAGGAUGUUGAGACAGACAAUGGGUUUGAGAAGGCACUUUUAGCUGAUGUCAUUCCCCCCCCCCCCCCCAGUGAUAUUGGGGUGACAUUUGAUGAUAUCGUUGCACUUGAAAGUGUCAAGGAUACAUUAAAAGAGCUGAUCAUGCUUCCAUUACAAAGACCUGAACUUUUCUCCAAGAAUCAACUAACCAAGCCCUGCAAAGGAAUACUUUUGUUUGGUACUCCUGGAACUGGGAAAACCAUGCUGGCAAAAGUCGUUGCCACUGAAGCGGGAGCAAAUUUUAUUAAUAUUUCAAUGUCAAGUAUCAGUUCAAAGUGGUCUGGCGAGGGUGAGAAAUGCAUAAAAGCUAUCUUCUCGCUGGCUAAUAAAAUUGAUCCCAGCAUUAUUUUUGUAGAUGAAGUUGAUAGUAUGCUGAGAAGAAGGGAAAAUCCAGAAGAACAUCAGGCAAUGUGCAGAUUGAAAAAUGAAUUCAUGCUGAAUUGGGAUGGGUUACGCACAAAGGAUACUGAACGAGUUCUGGCUGCAGCAACAAACAGGCCAUUUGACCUUGAUGAAGCUGUUAUAAGGCGACUGCUACGCAGGUUGAUGGUCAAUUUACCAGAUGCUCCAAACAGAGCAAAAAUUCUAAAAGUGAUACUCGCAAAAGAAGACUUGUCUCAGGAUGUUGAUCUGGAAUCAGUUGCAAGUAUGACGCGAUGAGGACUCCAUCGCUAUACCCACUGCGAUGCGACGCUGCCGAGAUGAGCUGCUGGAAUCGUGAACCAAACAUGACCCAAUCCUGAUUCGAAAAAUUCAAAAUUUCUCCGAGACAUGCUCCU